CCCGCAUCCGCGUAUGUAUGUAUGUGUUUGCGUGUAUUUUUUCGUAGCUGUUUAGAGGUGAAUUGCGUUGAAGAUUGCGGAGGAAGUAAGCGAAAAGAAGGAAUUGCAUUAGAUGCUUUAGUGAUGCGGGAUUUGAAGAUCCGAAUGCGUAUCUGUGUAAAGAGAUUCCUAUAUUUUGCUCUCAAUACUGAAACGGAAUUUGUUCUUGCUUUGUCGUCAAUUGUUGUACGGGCAGUAGGCAGGGGCUGCAUAUUGUGUAUUUUUGCGAUGGUUUGGAGGAUCAAAGGAGAAGGCUUUCACGUCCUUAGCGACAUAAGCAUUUUAAUAGUAAGAAUUUUCAAGUCAUCCCAUUUUGUUUUCUAACGCAUGAGAACUUAAAAGGUUUCAGUCAUAAAUCUUACAAGCAACUGUAACCUUUUGGGCAUUAUGCAUGUCUGGUCCCGUGGUCACUGCCAAUGAUGUGGAACAAGAACUUUUAUUCACAGAAAGAACAAAGUCCCUUGGUGCCAUCUCUUUUAGAGACCACAAUUCUCUAUUAAUCAAUGGUGAAUCUAUCCACGAUUCUUCUGAAACUGCUGACUUCAGGGUGGGGGAGCUUUUACUUCCUAAUGGGGAAUCAUAUUCUGGGUCAUUGCUUGCCAACAUGCCUGAGGGUUCAGGGAAGUAUGUGUGGUCAGAUGGUUGCAUAUAUGAGGGGGAGUGGAGACGGGGGAUGAGGCAUGGGAAUGGAAAACUUCGAUGGUUUUCUGGAUCUUUUUAUGAGGGUGAAUUUUCAGGUGGUUAUAUGCAUGGUACUGGGACAUAUAUUGGAUCCAAUCAGUUGACCUAUAAAGGAAGAUGGAAGUUGAAUCUCAAACAUGGAUUGGGUACUCAAGUAUAUUCUAAUGGAGAUAUCUUUGAGGGCUCUUGGAUGCAGGGAACAUCAGAAGGGCCAGGUAAGUAUACUUGGGCGAAUGGGAAUGUAUAUUUGGGAAACAUGAGAGGAGGGAAAAUGUCGGGGAAGGGGGCUCUUACUUGGACAAAUGGGGACUUAUUUGAAGGGAACUGGUUAAAUGGCAUGAUGCAUGGAUUUGGAGUAUACACAUGGAGCGAUGGCGGUUGCUAUGUUGGGACUUGGACACGAGGUCUGAAAGAUGGAAAGGGAUCAUUCUACCCAAGAGACAGCCGGUUUCCAGCUGUACAAGAAGUUUACCUCAAUGCAUUGAGAAAAAGAGGGCUACUUCCAGAUUUGAGAAAGCAGAAUCAGGCACAUAUCCAUCAUGCUUCUUCGGUGGAUAUGGGAAAUGUCAAGGUUGGGAACCAGGGAUCUCGUCAUAAUUCAUCUGAUAAGCUAUCCAAAGGAAACUUGUUAACCUUGGAGCAGUCUCGCAACCAAAAUGUGUCCCUAGAAAGGCGCUGGAGUCUUGAGGUAGCUAUUGAAAAAGUAAUAGGAAAUGACUCAUCAUUAGGUUUAUCUGAGUCUGAAACAAACACUCCGCCAAUACUGGAACGAGAAUAUAUGCAAGGUGUUUUGAUUAGUGAACUUGUACUAGAUAAUAAAUUCUCCUCAUCUUCAAGAAGAGCGAGACGCCGACAAAAGAGACUUGUAAAAGAGGUUAAGAGACCUGGUGAAGCAAUCAUUAAGGGGCAUAGGAGUUAUGAUCUCAUGCUCAGUUUGCAGCUCGGAAUUAGAUAUACAGUGGGGAAAAUUACGCCUGUGCAGAAACGAGAAGUUCGACAAUCAGACUUUGGUCCUCGUGCAAGCUUUUGGAUGAAUUUUCCAAAAGAAGGAUCUCAAUUGACACCACCUCAUCAAUCGGAGGAUUUUAAGUGGAAAGAUUAUUGCCCAAUGGUCUUCAGGAAUUUGAGGGAGAUGUUCAAGAUUGAUGCUGCAGACUACAUGAUGUCCAUUUGUGGAAAUGAUGCUCUCAGGGAACUUUCUUCUCCUGGGAAAAGUGGUAGUGUCUUUUUCCUGUCUCAAGAUGAUCGUUUCAUGAUUAAGACACUCCGAAAAUCUGAAGUAAAGAUUCUUCUGGAAAUGCUUCCGGACUAUCAUCAUCAUGUGAGGACAUAUGAGAACACGCUGAUCACAAAAUUCUUCGGUCUUCACAGGAUCAAACCUUCAAGUGGUCAAAAGUUUCGAUUUGUAGUGAUGGGAAAUAUGUUCUGCACAGAAUUAAGGAUACAUCGAAGGUUUGAUUUAAAGGGUUCAUCCCUAGGGCGUUCUACGGACAAGAUUGAAAUUGAUGAGAGCACUACACUUAAAGAUUUGGAUCUCAACUAUUGCUUCUAUUUGGAACCUUCCUGGCGGGAUGCUUUGUUGAAGCAGAUCGAGAUUGACAGUAAAUUUUUGGAAGCACAGCACAUUAUGGAUUACAGCCUUCUGCUAGGUGUACAUUAUCGAGCACCCCAACCCCUGCAGUCUCUCAUGUCCUUCAAUCGGAGUAGAGUUGGAGAUGGACUGGGAGUUUUAGCUGAGGAAGAUACAAUAGAGGAUGAAAUCUUUAACUACCCUCAAGGCCUUGUCUUGGUCCCUCGUGGAACAGAUGAUGAUAGUGUUGUUGUGGGCCCUCACAUCAGGGGUAGCCGUUUGCGAGCGUCAUCUGCUGGUGAUGAGGAGGUGGAUCUCCUUCUUCCUGGCACGGCAAGAUUUCAAAUCCAGCUUGGUGUGAACAUGCCAGCAAGAGCAGAGCAGAUCCCAGGAAAGCAGGAGGAGACAUUUCAUGAAGUAUAUGACGUUGUUUUAUACCUGGGUAUCAUUGAUAUAUUGCAAGAGUAUAACGUGAGUAAGAAGAUUGAGCAUGCAUACAAGUCUAUGCAGUUUGAUUCCCUGUCCAUCUCGGCUGUGGAUCCUACAUUUUACUCCCAACGGUUCCUGGAAUUCAUUCAGAAGGUCUUCCCUCCAAAUGGUGUUUGAACUUAAAUAAGUCGUCAUGUAACUGCAUCUGGUGAGAUUUCCCUUUUGACACGAACAUGUGAUUGCGUAUACUUUCAGUUCAUAUGGUGGUGUAAAGUAUUGAAAAAGGAAAUUGCUUCAAGGCGUGUUGUGAUGCCAUUUUUCUUGAGGCUUUAUUCGCCAUUAUCAACUUGUACUAGGUUUGCCAACGGGUUUCACGAAUCAACAUCAGCUUA
Messenger RNA from Tripterygium wilfordii, 3111 nucleotides. RefSeq names its product phosphatidylinositol 4-phosphate 5-kinase 9-like. The record is from RefSeq and is a predicted model, not a curated record. Gene Ontology annotation, biological process: phosphatidylinositol metabolic process. Gene Ontology annotation, molecular function: 1-phosphatidylinositol-4-phosphate 5-kinase activity; ATP binding. Lineage: Eukaryota; Viridiplantae; Streptophyta; Magnoliopsida; Celastrales; Celastraceae. Bases 431 to 2896 code for a protein of 821 amino acids. The transcript is spliced from 9 exons.